AACCGUAUCCAAACCCCGAACCGGGUUGACUCAGUUCUCUCCUCUUUCCCCCAAACAAAAAAAAAAGUAAAUGCUAAAUUCCCCGAUUCCAGUCGAUAUCCCGCAGAAAUCUUAGGUUUUCGUUUCUCUAAUGGACGGAGAUCAUCCCGCUUCAGGUAACAAAAGAAGCUUCGAAGGCGAUGAAAAUGACAUCUCCCCCGCGUCAAAGAAGUGUUGCACUUGCACGAAAGUAUGUGAAGAAGGUGUUGCUGCUGCGAUGAUUGCGUCACUCACUGAAAGUCUUCAGAGCUGUAAAGAUGAGCUUGCUUCAUGUCAAAGGGAGCUUGAAUCAGCAAAAGCAGAGACUGAUAAGUGGAACUCAGCGUUUAAGAAAGAGUCCUUUGUUCCUGCUAGUAAAUCUCCUGAACCUGCAUUUGUGAUUGACUACAUCCAAACUCUAAGAUCUUCCGACAAGUCUUUGAAAGAAAAGUUGGAAAUUGCACAAAUGAAGUUAGCGAUCCGUGAUCUGAAAUCUCAACUCAAGCCAGCGUCAAUGAAGACAGAUGAGUACCCAGAAGUCGACAGCGAGCAUCAAGGAUCCACCCCCGCUGGUCCUUCACUAGGAGAAAUCCCUAAGGAUGAUGAGCAGGAGGAACCGGACAUCGAGUCUCUGAAAACGAUCAUUGAAGAUCAAUUUCGCAUGAUUCAGACACAGAAUAGUCACUUUCAAACACAAAGUAGUCAUAUUGAGACACUGAACAGUCAGAUUCAGACGCAGAACAGUCAGAUUCAAACGCAGAAUAGUCUGUUUCAGAGGUUUGAUGCUUUUUUUGACUACCUUGCUGCGAAGGAUCCACAGUUGGCAGCCCUUCGGAGCACCAACUUGAAUCCAAAGAACGAUCAGGCUGGAAGCGGGAACGAUCAGGCCGGAAAGAAUGACGCCAACACCGUGGAUACUUUUUCCUUGUAAACCUUUUCCUGGUCAAUAUUUGCAAACAGUUGAGGAAUCAGAAGUCGACGUCGAGCAGAGGCAGAACAUGAUGGCGCUACAAAGAUGCCCAAGCUUGUUCCUCCAGCAGUACCUGGGGAUGAUAAUUAGCCGAAGUAAUCUUAUACUAGAUCUUGACCCGUGCGCACGGAUAUUAAUUUUCUGUUUUAGUUUUUAUUUAUUUAUACUAAAUGAUGUAUUUGUAAUACUUGAUCAUUUUAUAUUGGCUAUGUUAGGGAUGUGUAUUUGGAUACCUACUGUUCGGUUAAAAUAUAUUUGGGUUUGAGAUU
Molecule: messenger RNA, 1257 nt
Organism: Raphanus sativus (radish)
Lineage: Eukaryota; Viridiplantae; Streptophyta; Magnoliopsida; Brassicales; Brassicaceae
Exons: 11
Coding region: 131-949 (272 amino acids)
Biological process (GO): regulation of alternative mRNA splicing, via spliceosome
Cellular component (GO): nucleus
Source: RefSeq, a predicted model, not a curated record